GCAGCAUCCUGAACACACAGUCCAGUUCCUCCUUUACACUGAUGAAGUGUACAGUUGGGAUUUUGAGAGAGAUUUACUUGUGCAUAAAUGUGUAGAACCAGAACAACCAUGGACAAGUGGAUUCUGAGCUCCCUGGGGAAAGGUCCUGCCAGACGGAACCUGUUUGGCCCAGUGGACCAUGAGCAGCUGCAGCAGGAGUACCAGAAUGCCUUGCGCAGAGACCUGGAGGACGCCUGCCACCGCUGGGGCUUUGAUUUCCUGUCAGAGAAGCCUCUGGCUGGGGGAGACUUCCAGUGGGAGGGGGUUCUAUGCACCAAGCUGCCUCUCCUCUACCAACCCUGCCUUUUGGCUCAGGGGGAGGCACAGAGGGAGGGAGGCCUGGUGGCCAUCACAGGGAGGGUCAGGGCAGGGCCAUUGCACCGUGGCAAGGAGAAUAUCCCUUGCACCCCUGAGAAGUGCGUAGCCAACCACCAGAAUCUGGAGAAAACACCAGACAAGAAGGAGAACACGAACCACAACGAAAACAGACUGAUGACGAAACAGACCGAAGACUAAACAGACCAACCUUACAGGCAGGAGUGUUGGUGUCGUGUGUGGAUGUAGGGGUUGGUUUUUGGGGAUGGGUUAUAUGUUGGUAGGGUUGAACUGCUGGUUUACUUUAAAAUUCCAUUUUGAAUAAGAAGUCCAAUGCU
Molecule: messenger RNA, 692 nt
Organism: Oncorhynchus nerka (sockeye salmon)
Lineage: Eukaryota; Metazoa; Chordata; Actinopteri; Salmoniformes; Salmonidae
Product: cyclin-dependent kinase inhibitor 1C-like
Exons: 2
Coding region: 88-555 (155 amino acids)
Biological process (GO): DNA damage response; negative regulation of cyclin-dependent protein serine/threonine kinase activity; regulation of G1/S transition of mitotic cell cycle
Cellular component (GO): cyclin-dependent protein kinase holoenzyme complex; nucleus
Molecular function (GO): cyclin-dependent protein serine/threonine kinase inhibitor activity
Source: RefSeq, a predicted model, not a curated record